Acanthocheilonema viteae is the source of this 1272-nucleotide messenger RNA. Lineage: Eukaryota; Metazoa; Nematoda; Chromadorea; Rhabditida; Onchocercidae. The record is from the annotation of a GenBank genome assembly.
AUGUUUCCUCAUGGGUUAAUUCAGCGGAUAUAUUAUCGUCGAAUUAUGAGAAUUAGCAAUAUUCGAUAUCGAAAUUUAGUAACAGAAGAGACGAGUAUUGCAUCAGUUUCCAAGACGGUACUACCCGAUGAUUAUACCAUUGCAAAUGUUGGUGAUACCGAUGUACCUCGACAUCGUAAGAAAGUAAUAAGUCGUGCAUUGGAAGCUUAUCUCAAUGAUGUUAGAAGACAGAAUAAAAUCAUGGCCCGAGAAAAGGCAGAAUUCGAGCUCGGAAAACGAUAUUUGGCCAAUAUGUUGGGGCUGGAAGCGAAUAGCAUCACCCAGGAUGACAUUGACAGGGCGAUCGAGUAUCUCUUUCCAUCUGGUCUAACACACAAGUUGGCAUUACCGGUAAUGAAGCCACCCGAGGAAAUUUUACCAGUGUUUCGUCAAAUUGCAUUUGAUGAUGAAGGCCGUCCAAAGGAUUUACUGUUUUUCACACUUACGCCUAAGUUUUAUCGACUUCUUUCGACUGUUGGUACAAAGACGGAAGCAUUAUUGUGCCAUCAAGAGAAACAAGAAGCGGCCACAGAGGGUGAUUCGAAGACGCAUAAAAUAGAUUUGCUAGGCACGGAAUGGAUCACUCAACAAAUGCUUUGUGACAAAAUGGAAGAGAAAAUUACCGAUGAAAUGUAUGUACAUCUAAUUGCUUCACUGGAUUAUAUGGUUUCGCUUCCUGGUGCAUAUAAAGAGCGAGAUUUCAUUUUCGAAUACAGAAAACCUAUAGCUGUUGGGGCUAAGGACGUUAUUUUCGGUGCAAAAGUACCACCUGUCCAAUUAGUGGAAGGUACCAAUCAACGGAUGGCGAAAGUGGAAACUCGUUUGAAAGCAACAUUUGCUGAAGUUGAAGUACGAGACAAAGGAAGUGGCGAAUAUACAGUUGACGGAUAUGGUCUCGAUGUGUUCCGAUCCUUACAAGCUAGGGAAAUAUUCCUGGCACCGUUAAUAGUGACAGAUUUACUGGGAAAACUGGAUAUCACGGGUAAAAUUACGGAUGGCCCUGGCGGUGCUUCUGUCAUACCUAGGAUCAUACGACAUGGCGCUUCCUUAUGUAUCGCUGCAUUAUUUCCUGAACACUUCGAUAAACUUCGUCUUGCUGGUCUAUUAACGUCUGAUCCAAGAAGACGUGAGCGACACAAGAUCAAUCAAAAGGGUGCUCGAGCUAAAUGGAUUUGGUAUCUUUUAUUUUUCAAACUUUUUCAUCGCACUCCGUCUAUAGUUCCAAUUUCUUAA